Molecule: messenger RNA, 3910 nt
Organism: Caenorhabditis auriculariae
Lineage: Eukaryota; Metazoa; Nematoda; Chromadorea; Rhabditida; Rhabditidae
Source: the annotation of a GenBank genome assembly
AUGGCCUUUUAUGGGAUGAUGAAGGACGAAUUCAAGCCCUUCACGCCGGCUUUCUGUAGUUCGUGAAGAGAUUUUAAUUUUGUUUCACAUAAUAUGUUUUUCAACUUUUUAAGCUUCAUGAAGUGUUUUGAUGCAAUUAGAGCAAAGUGGAAAAAAGGUUGAAUUUGGUUCUGAAUAAUGUGUUAGAAAAUUUGUAUUCCUUUAUUAACGCGUUUCUGAAGCUUCAGUUGGUUUUUUUUUUGAGUUAAUUUUUGGAUGAGCUUAAAUCGAGGUGUUUUCACUGGAAUAUGAAACGUGCUAGAAGAGAAAAAAACUGUUUCGGAGCAGGUUUGGGGACGCCAUUGAGCAAAGUUUUACUUUCUCGGCACGCCCCGGGAUUCUGGCUUAUAUUUUCGCCUUUCCAGUGGAAAGCCCUUUUUCAAAUGCGUUGUUUUUUGUAGUAUUUAUUAAUAACAUUUUUGCUCAUUUUUUGAACCUGUUUCAAGAAUUUUUUAGCGCGUGGUGAGAAAUUGUGCAUAAAAAAGUUCGGUAUUUAUUAGCUUCUAUGAACAGAAAGGCCAAAAAAAGAUUCACCGCCACCCGUACUUGAGUUCUGGGAAACGCUUCGUUUUUCUUCAAUUUGAAUCCAUUUUUUUCUCAAAAGAAACUGUUAUAGAAGAAGUGCUGGUGCGAGCUGCUCUCGACCCGACUUCGGGUAAAGUUUUGGUGGAAUCGGAGGGCAAGGCCGAGUGCCACGCGAAGAAAUCCACCAAAAAACACGAGGGAUCCACGACAAAGUUAGUUUUCAUUAAAAAUCCCGAACUGACCGAUGGAAAUUUGGUUUUGAAGGUUCCGAUUAUCGCCUUCCGGUCAUGUGACGGUCGACACGGAGAAAUUGUGGAACCCUUGGGCGGCCGAGUGUCAGUGCAAGGUGCUUAAAUGUUCAUUUUUCUGUUUCAGUUCGAUCUUUUUUAUUGAAAUUUGUAAUAAGCCGGCUCGAAGGUUUUUGAUUUGCUAAGUUUCGACAUAACUUUUAAGGGUUUUGGCGCUUUUUUGAGUGGAAUAAUGACACUUCUCUCUUUUAAACGCUCCAAAAUUAUCAUAAUCUCCUUGAAUAGUUUUUCAGGUUUCGAAGCUUUAUUUUAGCUUUAAUUUGUUCUUGAACUAGGCAGUUAUUACUUCUCGAAUAGUUCCUGAAGCUUUAUUCAGUGAAAUUAUGUAUGUUUCAUUCAGAAACGCUUUUGAGUUAGAAUUCAGGUUUUAAAAGCUUUGAUAAUGUCUGAAAUUUUGGAAAAUUGAAAAGGAACCUGAAUUUACUAUUUUGUAAGUGUGUCUCGAUGAUUCUUGCUUGUUUAAAACUUUUAUUCUCGAUUUCUCACAUUCAGGUUGUCGAAAAUUUAUUGAUUGGUGAUCCGCAAUCAUUUAUUCUGUUGGAAAACGUUGUCGCGUCGUUCAAAAGGCCUUGCGUCUUGGAUUUGAAGAUUGGGACGAGGUGAAUAUUGAACCACUGGUUUUUUUUUUCAAAUAUUACUUUCUUAGGAAAAUUUUUGAGUAUUUCUAGAAUUGUGAUAACUCGUUUUGAUGUUGUGCAAAGCAAAAAAAAAAGGUUAGGAAUAGGUUUUGCGAACCUUUUCAAGUGAGAAAAGAAAAAAUAGUUGAUUUUGCAUUUCCAACUCAUUGUAUUGUUGUCUUUGUAGCAUUGCAGGAAAGUUUUUGUUGAGUUGCAAUAUUUUCUUAUUUUCCUUCUGCAGACAACACGGCGACGACGCAUCCGAUGCGAAAAGAAAGCGCCAGCUUCUGAAGUGCAACAUGUCGACGUCGGCGACGAUGGGCGUCAGAUUGGUCGGAAUGCAGCUUUAUGAAGCUACUACCAAGGUUUUCAUUGAUUUUAUCAUACAAAUAUUUCUCUAAUUCUCAUCAAACUGAACAAAUGGUAGGAAAUUUUUAACUAAUUUUCUUUUUAUUCUCUCUAUUAUAUUGCUCGAUAUUCCUUUUUUUUUUCUCAACUCCUUCAAAAUAAACGGAAAUGUUCGCAUUUUCCUAUGCAUCCGGGACAACAAAUUUCAAAAGGAAACGUCUUUUUUUCCCCCUUCAUUUCGGAUGAAUGCGUUUUCUUUCUCUUUUUUUUCUGUUUUCGAAGAGACCGGAAAGCAAAGGGAGAAUGAUUAAGUAGCUUUAGGGAGAGGAAGAAAAAUAGAAUGUUUUAAAAAAUUCUUUUGGGUGAAAAAAAAUUCCACGAUUUUGUGUGCUUCAAGUAUGCCGUAUAUCGUUUGGAAUCGACAAAGAAACUCCAAAAAUACUUUUCCCAGUAUUGAAACUCUUCUGAACACAUGAAGAACUUUCCAAUCAAAAUUCCCAAAUUGAUUGAGUUUUUGAAGGUUUAUACCUACGUAGAGAAGCUGGAAGGCCGAAAAAUCGACGCCUCGCAGUUCGGAACCUACGUCAGGCGGUUCGUCAAAGCGUGCGGCCACGCCAGAGCGUCGAGGAUCCGGCAAAAGUAAAAUCAAUCGAUAAAGUCAUUGUCUGUCUUCGAUUUUUCAAGAUUGCGAUCCUUGAAAGAGCUCCUGAACGAUUCGGAAGGCUAUCGGUUCUUUUCGGCGUCGAUUUUGGUGGCGUUCGACGCCGAGGCGGCCGAUUCGUCCAACGAGGACGCCGUCCGCGUCAAUAUCAUCGAUUUCGCCCAUUCUACCUUCUCUGGCUUCUUCAAUGUGUGUAAAAAGUCGUUUUACUGUUUCAUAAUGGCCUGUGCAAAGUGAUUUCCGCGAAGCUCAAAUAUAUCCCUGCAAAAUUUAAUCAUCUUUUUAUUUUCGGAUGGGUGUUUCGAAUUUUGUUGAAUCAAUUUGAGCACGGUAUAAUAUUGGAAAAAGUUUUUUUCUUUUUCGAAGACCGUUCCGAGGGAGAUUUUGACAUGUCAUUUUACUUUGUGGGCCAGUUUUCUGAAAAUUGGCCCGAACACUUUUUGCUCUACCAGGUGAAGAUCCUAAAAGUCUCAACCUGCAUAACUUCCUAGUUUUCGAGAAAUAAGGGCUCAAGUUCUCGAAAUAGCCUAUUUUUAUGGAUUUUGAGGGUUCCCUUUGACAUUAAGGCGUCUUUUCUCAAGAACGAGGAAGUUGUGCAGUUGAGACUUUCAGAAUCUUCUUCUGGUACAUCAAGGAGCUUUCUGGCCAACUUUCAGGAAACUCCUAACCGCGAAGUAAAAUGACCUUCCUUGUCAGAGCUACUUUAACAUUUUUAGAACCCUUCCCGGAAGCUUCCCUUUGAUACGCGUAGCCUGUCAUUUUUCGAGUUUAGUUUCCACGACUAACUUUCCGAAACUUUUCCCUUUGUUUUGCUGGGUAUUUUCAACCAAGAGCUUACAAAUCACUAUUUUAGUUGUUUCAUCGCUAGUUUGGGGUAAAUUUCAACGAUUCAACGACUCAGCUAUCGAAAACCGUAUAUCACCUGUUCAACGGUGGUUUGAACUAUCGAAAAAAAAACGCUCUGUGGAUAGCUCACUUUCUGAUUGGUUCAUAGGGCCAUUAGGAUCGGAGCUUGAGCGAAGAUUUGAUUUUCAAAAUCAGAACAGACUAUAAACAGAUUUUUGAGAAUACUACGCUGAAAGAGAAAAUAGUAUUGCUUAUUCAAAGCUUGUUUAAGAAAAGUUCCUCCAUUGACCAAGGUCUUGAUUGAAGAUUCAAAUACGAUUCUCGCUUCAAAAUCUUGGCGAAGUACUGAAAUAAUUUUUCAGGACAAGAUCUACGAAGGGAUCGACGAGGGAUGCAUUAUGGGCAUCGAGAGCAUUUUGGAAGCCAUGGAGCCGUCUUGUCCGAUUAGUGUCCGUUCUGAAUCUUCAUUUCGAAAUUAAUUGAUUUCUUUUCAGAAGGAAAGCUCCCCGAAAUUGGCCGAUUUCUAUGCUCGCGAGAAGGAGAAUGCGUCUUUUGAGACCCGUUAA